AUGAUCCUUCGCCUCCUGAAUCCGUCCAUGUUGCAUGGAAUCGCCGUUCUUUUGAGCCACGCACCUAUUGCUUCGGCUUUAACUUCUCAGCUAGAGAUCACGCGGCCGUUGAACGCCUCUGGUGUGACGGUGGUGUUUGCUGGCAAGAAGUGCAACAAGGGUGGCUGCGUUGGCGGCUCAGGUGAGGUCAAGUCGAGUACGACCCGAGCCACGACAAGUGCCAAGCCUCCUGUUACGGCAACAGACAGAGAGAUCACGACAUCUGCGAGCUCUACAACAAGUAUUGUGUCGGUUUCGCCAACUACGACCCCAACCUUACCAACACUAGUGCCUCGCAUCGACAACUUUGUCAACAAAGGUUGUUUCUACGAUGCGAACCUGGAACAGCGCGUUCUGAAGGCGGACAGUACUGUCGAUGCCAGCAAUACAGGCUGUGCAGGAGAUGCUGAGCAGCUGUGCGGUGACGGUAACCGAGUCCAAGUAUACCAGGAUGAGACAUGGUCCAUGCCGACUAUUCAGCAGCUCGUCGAAGACUUGAAAGCAUACAACGAGACUUUGAAAGAGGCAAGAUCCGCUGUCGCUCAGUACAAAGAAGACCUUGAGGAGUAUCAAGAAAUUCGACAAGCUUCGUCCAAGGUUCGACGAGCCAAUGAUAAUCCAAGACUCGUCGCGAGGAUCCCUCUCACAGAGCGACAGAGGAAGAUUCUGGAGCGCCUAGUAGGAGGCUCCAAAAAUCUCAACAGAAUUCAAGCCAGUAUCAUUCAAAGCAGCAUAGAAUCUUUCCAAAGGCCUGUGGACGCUGCUGCUGCUGACAGCGCACAGGCCGAGCCUGCUCUGGAGAUGGACAUUUUGCCGAAUAUUGAUGUGACCGCUCACCUUGACGUUGCCUCCAUUGCGAUUGACAAGAUUGGUAUUGCUGCUGUUGCCGGAAGAGUAGCCACUGGCAUCUCCGCUGUCCUUGCAGUCUUGAUCGGCAGCCCGGGAGGUGGCUCACCCAAUGGCCCCCCCAAACCGACCGCAACACCAACGGUUACGACCAGCACCAGCAGUUCAACUUGUACCAUGAAUGCGACGCAGACUCCCAUAAUCAUUGUGACCCAGAAGGGCACUUCUAAGGACCAGUACGACGAGCUUGUCCGCAGCUUGCCCAAGAACGAGGCCAAUAUUCAAAAGACGAACAGCUGGCUUUCCAACUGGAUUUACAUUGCUACACUAGACCAAUGUACGGCCGAGGCCCUGUGGGAGAACCCCAUCGUGCUGUCCAUGAGCAUCGACGCUGAAGUCACAGUAGAGGACUUUGGUCUAGACUCCAGCUCGUCAGCUACCAAAACUCCUGGCAAGCGCGCUACCGAUUCAAACACAAACACGACAGACACUCUGUCUCGUACAGCUGCAGCACCGCUUCAGCCGCGCUCAACGCCUGGCCCAAACAGCAGGUUCAAACAGCAAACUCCCGAUAGCCCGGGGCACCUGAAUUGGCUCACCCAACUAUCCCGAUACACCCAGCUUCAGGGCUCAUACCUUGACUUCGAAGAGUUCAUUUUUGAAGACGCCGCAACCAGAGACAACGAGGAGUCUACGGUCUUUGUGAUCGACCAGAACUUCUUCACAACACACGUGGACUUCAAAGACCGAGUCGUCGGCGCGUGGUCCAUGUCCCCCGACGGCGAAACACAAGAGGACGUAUACUAUUUCGGAAACGGCCACGGCACCUGCAUGGUAUCGCUUGCUGCUGGCGCAUACUCGGGGGUUGCCAAGCGUGCCAACAUUGUCUUGGUGCAGCUGAUGCACCUUGAAAACCAAGCCCACAAGUGCACGGUAUCCAGAACGAUCUUUGCCCUCUUGUCCAUUCAGCGAUAUGUUCACGACAACAACCUCUUCGGCAGGUCCGUCAUCUCCAUGUCGUUCAGCAUGCCCGUCGCGAGCCUCUGGUGGGAGGAUCCCAGAACCCAGGGCACGCCGGUCAUAAAGUACACCGACCCUUACCAGGUGUAUCUGCCCGAGUUGAUGGCACAGGGCAUCGUGGCAGUCGCCUCUGCUGGGAACGACGCCUUGAACGAAGACGAAUAUCUCAGAGACCUGUCUUACAGCACGCCGCGGGCUGCCGGUGGACGUAACUCGGGACUUAUCGUGGUGGGCAACGCACGGUACGACGGAUCACGAAACUUGAAAUCCCAGUACGUCGACGUGCGAGGGAAGGGCAUCCUGAGUCUGUACAAUAUCGGCACCGAUGUCGACUGCGCCGGGACCGAAAGCUCAUCAAAUGAGGCCGGUGAAAGUGGUCAGACGUGGAAACAUCAAUCGGGCACCUCUCCUGCAACGGCCAUCACGGCUGGCAUGGCCGCGUAUCUGCUCUCGCACCCAGUCAUUGGCCCGCAGCUUCGUGCUGGCGGCAACGGACAGGUUGCCAUGAACGUGAAGAAUUAUCUCAUAAACACGGGGCAGAGACUGAAAGGCGACGCUGGCACCGGAGAUAGCGUUCCCCGAGCAGCGUUGGGGGAAAUGGUUCCGUGUCGGGGUGGCCAGGCGGGACGUCCUGUCAUUCCACAUGUGUUCAUGCCCGCAUUGCCAGGCCGCCUGGACAGUCGCAUUUUCUCGACAAGGGACAUCACGGACGGGCAGAAUGUUCUCGUAAAUGCGAACUGCUGGGACCUACAGUAA
This is a messenger RNA of Verticillium alfalfae VaMs.102, 2661 nucleotides long. RefSeq lists its product with no specific name. Lineage: Eukaryota; Fungi; Ascomycota; Sordariomycetes; Glomerellales; Plectosphaerellaceae. The record is from RefSeq and is a predicted model, not a curated record. Gene Ontology annotation, molecular function: serine-type endopeptidase activity. Bases 1 to 2661 code for a protein of 886 amino acids. Gene Ontology annotation, biological process: proteolysis. The transcript is spliced from 10 exons.